CUCUCAUUUUCUUGCUCCCUUCCUCCUCCCCCUCCUAAUUUCUGUCAGCACUAAGCACAGCUAGAGGGAAAGAAGAGGAGAUGGCGGUGGCUGAGACGCAGCUGUAUGCAAAGGUGUCCAACAAACGCAGGAGCAAAAGCCCUUCUGCACUCCUCGAGUCUCUCCUGGCCAAAGGAUUUCCAGCUCACAUUGCGCAAAAAGCCUUGGUUGCUACUGGUCAAAAGUCAGUGGAAGAUGCUGCAAAAUGGUUGCACUCUCACUGCAACGAUCCUUCUUUGGAUGACCCUAUCCCCCAGGAAUAUGCUCUUUAUUUGUGCCCCACUGGCCACUUGUUUAACUGCCUGCAAGAGUUUUGGAAGGAGAGCAAGCGCCAGUGCGGGAAGAACAGAGCCCAUGAGAUUUUCCCUCACAUCACACUCUGUGACUUCUUCACGUGUGAAGACCAGAAAGUGGAGUUACUGUAUGACAUCUUAAAGAGAAUCUGCAACAGCUUUGCACAGAGAUUUCCACCAACUAUUUCCCUAUCACUACACUCAUCCACCAGCUACAUCGGUUUCUUUGUUGGUGACAGCCAUGCGAAUAUCCUCAAAGAGUUUGCUGUGGCCUUCUCUUCAGAGGCUUCAGCCCUAGCAGACUGUCAUGUGAAGCCCUGCCUAAAGCAGCUCCACCUUACCUUGGCUCACAAGUUCUGUCCUCACCACCAGAAGACUUUGGAGCAACUCGCCAAAUACAUUAACCCAGAGGAGACCUGCCACUGGGUAGCUGCUCUCUACUCAAGGGACAUGCGUUUUGUGCAUUACCAGACACUGCGGGCUCUCUUCCAGUACAAGCCCCAGAAUAUUGACGAGCUCAUGAUCAAUGCUGGGGACUUCAUCUACGUCAACCCAACUCAGCAGUCCGAAGUCAGCGAAGGUUGGGUCAUCGGGACCUCACACCAGAGUGGGUGCAGGGGUUUUCUUCCUGAAAACUACACAGAGAGAGCCAAUGAGUCAGACACGUGGGUUAAGCACAGGGAAUAUGCUUUUGUGCUAGCUUCAAAAUUUUUGGCCCAAUCCACAAAUGAACCUAAUGUUAAGCCGAAUGGAGAAGUCCGUAAUCCUGUUAUGUCAAGGAGUGUAACCGAUGUUCUUUCACUUCAGCUUUCUCAGAACACCAAUCUGAGAAGAGGUGUGCUGGUGAUGCGCCAUGGGGAAAGAGUUGAUCAGGUCUUUGGGAAGUCUUGGCUUCAACAGUGCUUAACUGCAGAUGGAAAAUACUACAGAGCGGACCUCAACUUUCCUUCCAUCCUACCAAAACGGAAAGACAGCGUAAAGCAUUUUGAGCAUGAUCCUCCUUUAUCUUCCUGCGGCAUUUUCCAGUCAAGACUUAUAGGGGAAGCUCUGCUGGACCAGGAGGUGACAGUCAGCUACAUAUACUCAUCGCCUGCCCUACGCUGCAUACAGACAGCCCAACAUGUACUACAAGGGCUUAAAUUAGACCAAAAAGUCAAAAUCAGAGUGGAACCAGGACUGUUUGAAUGGACCAAGUGGGAAGCAAGCAGAGUAAUUCCAAACUUUAUGACUCUCACAGAACUGACAGAGGCUUCUUACAACAUAGAUACAAGUUACAGGGGAAACAUCCAACUCUCUUCUCUGGUCCCAUCAGAAAGUUAUGAGGAAUAUGUGAGCAGAAGCUCUGCAGUUAUAAAAGAGAUCGUCACUGCCUGCCCCAACAAAGGUAUCAUCCUCAUUGUGGGGCAUGGCUCUUCCUUGGUAUCUUUCACCCAACCUCUGACAGGACUCCCUGCCAAAGACAGCAGCGACUUUGCCCAUGUGGUCCGAAAGAUCCCUUCUCUAGGCAUGUGUUUCUGUGAAGAGCUCAAAGAGGAGAAGAAAUGGGUGAUGGUUAACCCUCCAGUGAAGACAUUAACUCACGGAGCAAAUGCAGCAUUUAACUGGAGAAAUAGUAUCAUGGAAGGUUAGAAGGCCAGCUUUGUCCUUGCAGCUGCCAAAAACAAUCUGAAGAUAGCUUAUGGUACAGCACAGUCCAGUGAUACAUCUAGAAAAGUUAGAGUGGAUGAGAGUUGUCUGUUGUCCUCUCUGAGUAGUCAAAGCACAGAAAGCAGUUUGGUGCCUGAACUUUGCUUUCUUCUCAGUAACUGAGGAAAAAGAACAUAGGACCUGGCAUACAAGAGAGCAAAUUCUACUGCUAAAGGCACUCUAGUAGACAUUAUUACAUCUUCCAAGACCAAAAUACAACCAGUUCAGAUGCAGUAAAAAUUACUUGUUUCAUGCAUUUCUAUAUUUUCAGUCAGCCAGAGAAAUAGAGAUUGAAAAAAGCAGUCUCCUACCCGCAGAUAUCAGCUCUACCUAAGGCCAGUUGGUUUCCUGUUGACUCCUCCAGUUCUGCAAGAGCCCAGGAGGAGGGGAAAUACCAUACAGACAACAUGUUUACCUCUGCUACAAAGUAGGUUCAUCUUCUACCACAGCAAUUCUCCCACUAAGUGUUUCCACAGUGAUCGGUGUUGCAAAAAAAAAAAAAAGGCUUUCCUUCAGAGAAAAUUGAACCAAUUGCUUUAGUGUUACUGGGACAAACAAAGAUGCUUUAGUGAUACGGUGACAAAACCUUGAUUUGAGCAACUCUGACUGCUGAACACUUCCUGAGAUGGCACUGACAGGGCAACAGCCAUGCUGUGUGCUGCUCUGUGCCAAAUCAUAUAAAUGGUGGCACACUGCCAGAUGGUCUCUGUUUGACUGGUCUCUGUAGCUCUUUGCUUGAUUAUUUGUUUGAUUAAAAAUUUUAUGCACAAACAGGAACAUGCCUUUACAGGCAUGUUGAGCUUCUUUUCCAAAUGAUCCUCUCAGAUAACUGCCUCUAGGAAAGCACUAGGUUUUCUUUCAAGGAAAGCAGAAAGUUUGAGGUUUCACUUUCUCUCUUUACAUGGUUAAAAAAAAAAAAAAAAGGUCUCAUCAUCACUCUUCUUUUCCCUGUUCUUUCUUGAUAGGUCUUUCUUGACAUCUCUUUGCACUUGUGCCUAUAGCUUGAGGGCACACAAGGGGAGCCCAUCCAGCACACCACACAGGAUGUGGGGCAUCCACCAACCUCCUUUAACAAUGACAUGGAGAUCUCCUGUCUCAGUCUUGCACCUGAAAUCAUUCAUUUUGGUUUCCCAGAUCCAGCAAGGAUGGUUGGGUGCCUGUUCUUUUAAAUAGCUUUGGACACCAAGGGGUCAGGAGUGGCAUGGGAUGAGGACCUGGCCCUGGGCAUGUUAUUCCCUGGUGCUUCCAGCUUCAUUUCAGCUGAAGUACCAGCUCUCCUUCAUUGCCCAUGGGAUCUUCCUAUCUGUGAAUGCUGUUGCUUUUGGUGAGAUUUAUUCUGAUUUCACCAAGUGAUUGCAAUCUGUAUCACAGGUGCCACUGGGGAAUACAUAAGGCCAGAGCUGCCACUGCAGACUGAAGCCCAAAUGUAAGAGGGUGGUGCCUGGGACUCUGACUGUCUGUAUGUGAUGGCGUUGGUGUGGGCUUCUGAAUUGAGCUUUUUUCUAGGAAUACAGCCUCCAGAUGGAGAAAUGGCUCUGUUUUAAUGCAUGGGAGCAGCUGUACUUUGCUGCUGUUUCACACUGCUAUUGUCCCUCACCUCUGACAAGUUCCCUUUUGAGCUCAAAGACAGCUUUACAGUCUGUGUCUCAGGCCUCAGCCCAUCUGCAAUCCCUCCUCCCUGUGUGAGAAGAAAUGCAGGCAAAUGGCAAGCAGGGCCUCUCUGCUCCAGCAUGACACAUGCUUGGGCAUGGCAUAAGGGGAGAAGUCUUGUGUUUGGUGACGCUUCCACGUGCACUGUUUGGAGCUAAAUAAAAGCCCAGGUGAAGAUAAGGAGGGGCAGGAGCGAUGGCAGUGCUCUCAGUUCAUGUGACAAGGGAAAAAGCUCACUGCUGAAAUGGCACCUGUAUCUUCCUUUAAAACAAUAAAACACAAAACACCUCCUCUCUCUUCAUCGAGCAGCAUCAGAUCCAUUUUCUGUGUGGCUCCACUAGAGCGGUGAUCUGCAGGUACAGUGUCUUCCUGUUUCUUUGAACAGCUCUCUUGUGCUUUUACCACUGUACACAACAUAGUAAUGAAAUACUUUGCUUUUCAUGCCUCUCCACCUGCAGAAUGCUUUUAACAGCCAGUUUAUUGCUCUCUACCCCUGUUCACGUUACUAAGUUAGCAAGCCCUGUUUGGCAGGGCUUUCCUUACAGGUGGGGGCAUAGGGGAGGAAUUCAACCGAUUUACUCAAUUCUAUCAUGCAGAGAGCCCACAGAGCACCAAGAAUCCCAUUUGCAAACCAAAUAUGCCUGGUAGGAAGGUCGUUAAGACAUUCGCACCACAGAAAAAGACAGUGUGUUGGUUUUCACUACAUAUGCACUCCAAUAAUUUCAAAUUUGUUGAAUGCAGUGAAUUAAACCUCAGAGCAUGUAGGAAAGAGGGUUUAGGGACUUAAAUAUUUUUCUUGUGGUGUUUUCUAAACCUCAUACUGCACCACUGAGCUGAAGAGGAGAAAAGUUUUGUUGCAAAGUUUUGUUUCAGCUUUUACAGACUUUAUUUCAACCAUCCAAAUUAACUGAACAGGCACAGAAGUGGCAAUUGUAUCUGAGGCUCAAUGAAAGGGCAAGGACAAGCUCUUCUACUCACAUGGGCCCCUUUUUGGGCUUUCCUAGAACCCCAUAUGAGCAUAGACUCAGCUCCAAAAAAUAUUUUGUAGGAUCAGAGCUGCAAUUCAAUCUUUCUUCUACAACCUACAAUCUAAGAAUCUACAAGGAUUCUUAGUUGUAAAAACUGGUGCCUAGAAGAGAGACAGAAUUCCUGAUGGGAUGUAUUCAUCAUAUGAAAUAAAUUGCUGAACACAGGUAAAGCUUUGAUUUGAUUUGAUUUGUAGUAAGCAAAAGAAAUGGAAAAUCCCACGGUUUCUUGAUUUUUUCAUGCAGCUUCAAAAUUAGAUAUUACCCUAUUGUAAUUCUCUUUAGUUGGAUCUGUUUCAUUACAAAGUUGUGUACUUUAACAGAUAAUUCUGGUAGCACAUAGAAGAUCUGAAUGUUUUGCUUAUAUCUUAAAAACUGAAUAUGUAAAUUCAUUUGUUAAAGACGUACAGCGAAGUUAAUCUCUGGUGACACCUUGUGGGAAAAGAAAACCUCAGCCUUACAUGCCUAUAUAGGAUCUUUAGAUGUGAUUGAAGGAUGGGGGAGGAGGGAAGCGAUGCAUACUGUUUUUUAACAAGAAUGAGGAACACUAGAUUAGUCACUCCACCCAUACUCUUUGAAAAGACAAUAACAAAGAAAUUCAUCAUUUAAUCACGAUUUUAAGCACACAACUUGAAGAGACACUUGAGUCCAGUUCUUCUGAAAAACAAAAGAGCAAAUCUGUGGUGUCUGUCCUGAUUUUUCUGAAGCCCUUUGCCAGCACUGAUAUUUGUUCAAAGCAAAUGUGAAAAUCUG
This is a messenger RNA of Phasianus colchicus (ring-necked pheasant), 5446 nucleotides long. It is a transcript of the gene UBASH3A, whose product is annotated as ubiquitin associated and SH3 domain containing A. Gene Ontology annotation, molecular function: protein binding. Gene Ontology annotation, cellular component: cytoplasm. Lineage: Eukaryota; Metazoa; Chordata; Aves; Galliformes; Phasianidae. The record is from RefSeq and is a predicted model, not a curated record. Gene Ontology annotation, biological process: negative regulation of T cell receptor signaling pathway.